Molecule: messenger RNA, 1215 nt
Organism: Raphanus sativus (radish)
Lineage: Eukaryota; Viridiplantae; Streptophyta; Magnoliopsida; Brassicales; Brassicaceae
Product: putative F-box protein At1g47730
Exons: 1
Coding region: 1-1215 (404 amino acids)
Molecular function (GO): protein binding
Source: RefSeq, a predicted model, not a curated record
AUGAAGCGACAAGUAGAGAAGGCCCCAAAAAAUACGAGAAAAAGAAGAAGAAGACGACAAUCUUCACCGUCGGUAAAACCAACACCGUCCUUACCUCUCGAUCUAAUCUCCCAGAUAUUCUUAAAGCUGCCUGCAAAAGCUGUCGCUAGGUCUCGUUCUGUUUCGAAGCUUUGGUCCACAAUCACCACCGACCCAUAUUUCAUCAGCAAUUUCGAAACUCAACCGAGGCUCCUACUAUAUUUCAAAGGACGUGGUGAUAAGCUCUUUGUCUUCUCGCUUUCUCAACAUAAUGAUCAGAAUAUUCCUAACGAGUCCUAUUCCUAUUACUCUUCUGAUCAGCCUAUUCAUAGCUACCAUAUGGACUACCCAAAACAUAUUUCCUUCAUCUCUAAACAAAAAACUGAGUCGGUUCAUGGCUUGAUCUGCUUUCAGAAAUCAGCAAAACCCAUAGUGUGGAACCCUAACCCUAACGUGAGGAAGUUUUUGUAUCUACCUAGACCAGACACGAGCUGGAAGAAGGGUAUAAUCGCCUUUUUAGGAUACGAUCCAAUAGAUUGUGUACACAAAGUAGUGUGCAUGCCUUUGGGUGAGGAAGCAUCGGAUGAGUGUAGGGUUUUGACGUUGGGAUCAUCCAACAAAAACUACUCAUGGAGAAGGAUAAGAACCAAUUGUACUCAUCGGCCUUUUGUUUAUGGACAGUGUAUCGACGGUGUUCUAUACUAUCAAGCCCAACUUGGUGGUGGUUCUGGCUCAGGACGAGCAAUCAUGAGGUUUGAUGUAAGAUCUGAAAAGCUGUAUGUGAUAAGACUUCCAUGGGAUGGAUAUUGGGAGAUGAGGAUAAUAACUUAUGAAAGAAGGUUUGCUUGUGUUGGUUCCAUUGGGAAUAGUAUUUCAAUGUGGGUUUUGGAGGAUGCAGAGAAGCUCAAAUGGUCGAAUCAUAUCUUUUUACCUCUUUCUCACUAUGAUCAGGUUUUGGGGGUAAACUUUAAACUGAUGGGUAGCAGUGAUGAGUCCGGUGAGUUGAUUUACGUGCAGACCAAGCUAUUCGAAUCUUUUCAUGUCAUAUAUAUUCAUCCGAAGAGAAAGACGUUUAGGAAGGUUGAAUAUAGAGGAAUUGUGGAUGAUGAAUUUAGGAAACUCCAUGGACUUGGAGAGGGGCGUAUGCGUGGGCUCCAAGUUUUCCCCAAUCACAUUGAAACUCUUUUGUCUUACUGA